Messenger RNA from Malus domestica (apple), 967 nucleotides. The record is from RefSeq and is a predicted model, not a curated record. NCBI's taxonomy places the organism in Eukaryota, Viridiplantae, Streptophyta, Magnoliopsida, Rosales, Rosaceae.
AUCUAUUUUGCAAAAGAACGGAGAAUUAGAUGGAGAUCUCAACCAUAGAAUACAAGCUGGAUGGAUGAAGUGGAAGAGUGCAUCCGGCGUGUUGUGUGACCGCCGUAUGCCACUGAAGCUCAUUGUGCUUAGCUAGAGUGACCAAUACAAUGGUGUGUCUUACAAUAUGUGGCAUUAGGCAAUAAAUUUAUUUAUGUUUCAGGCAAAAGCUUCUGGAAAGAACUCCCGCUGAAUGCCAAAGAAUGGGUGAUGUGACAGGAGGUGAAAUUCUUAGGAAUUACAAUGAUAUCUUGAAAUCGUGCAACGCUUUGGACUACCACGACUUAAUUAGCUGCUCUGUGAAGCUGCUAAGUGAUUUUCCUGAAGUGUUGAAGGAGUGCCAGGAGUCAUGGAAAGCUAUUGUAAUAGACGAGUUUCAAGACACAAGUGCUAUGCAAUAUAGACUUUUGCGGAUUCUCGCCUCUCAUAACCACAUAACCAUUGUUGGUGAUGAUGAUCAGUCCAUUUUCAGUUUCAAUGGGGCGGACAUUUCUGGAUUUGAUUCUUUUCGUAAAGAUUUUUCAAAUUACAAAGAGAUUAGGCUUAAUAAGAACUUUCGGUCCACACGCUAUAUUGUGUGGAAGCUGCAUCUUCUGUUAUAAAAAACAAUAAGAAGUGAUGCCAACUAAAGAAUGUUGACACGGACAAUUCUUCUGGGUCUAAGGUAAUUAUCAAGGAAAGUCACAAUGAGGAUGCACAAUGCGCCUUUGUUGUCGACAAGAUCCUGGAGACUGCAUCUAAACGGUCAGAAGCAGGGUGCUCCUAUGGAAAUAUAGCAAUCCUUUACCGGAGGCAGGUAUCAGGAAAAGUCUUCCAGACAGCCUUGCGUGAAAGGAAAAUACCAUUUAAUGUUCAUGGAGUGGCAGUUUAUAGGAAGAAGGUAGUUAGAGCCAUUGUUGCUAUGAUUAAAACAACUUUGCCUGGUUGU